CUAAAAGACACGACAGAGGUUCAAGGCGAGGGGUGCGGGAGAAGAGCUGAGGAUUGUACCUGCUGGGAAUCAAGACAGUAAAGCCAGAAGAACAAAGGAGUUUGGACAAUUUUUUUCCUUCUGAGACAACUGACCACAGCAGCGCUGACUGAUAGAAGAUGGACAUCCUUGAGACUCACGCCUAUCACAGGCGGCAGAGAAGAAAUGAGUCCUGUGCUCUCUUUUUCUUUCUCUUGCCUUUCUUUUUGUCUGCAGCUUUGUACUUCUACCUCUGGACUCCUGAUUCCCCCCCGUCCAUCAUAUCUGCAGGUGUCAAAUCUGCACCAGUACUCCUACUGGCUGUAGCGGUGCUGAGCUGGAAUGGAGGUCAGAGUGUUUUGGGUGUGGUGGGAGGACUGGUCUUCUCUGCUGUUGGUGAUUGCUGCCUAGUGUGGCCUGAGCUUUUUCUGCAUGGAAUGAGUGCAUUUGCUGUGGCUCAUCUGCUGUACUCACUCUCCUUCCUAUCCAGACGUUAUGCAACACAUUCCUCUUCCUGUUGGACCCGUUUUUUGUAUCUGGUCUUGUUCAUGGUUGGAGGAGGUUACUACAUAUUUCUAUUUCCUUUUCUACAGAAAGACCCAAAGGCUGAUGUAUUAACUCCAGCUGUUGGAGUCUACUUUGCCUUAAUUAUUCUAAUGUGUGCAUUAGCGGCAAGAUCUGGCAAUGUAGCAACACUGUUAGGAAGUCUGAGCUUCAUUGUGUCUGACGCAACACUGUCUGUGCAAGUUUUCAAGGUGAUGGCACCAAUGCAGCAUGGUAACUCUAUGGUAAUGGUGACAUAUUAUUUGGCACAGCUUCUAAUCGCUGUGGGUGACAUGACAGUAGCAGAAGACACAGAUGACUUUUCAAAAUGGAAGAGGUCCUAAUCAAUAUCCCUGUGGUACUCCAAAAGCUUGUAAUACAUUACAUGCUCUCCAUUUUCAUACGUAUGUCCUGUAAGAGGUGAUGUUUUUUUUAAUGAAAACAUUUUUAAUAUUUUAAAUGGAAGAAUUUAUUUACAAACAAGAUGGAAAAAAAUAUUCAAUAAACUUCAGUUUAUAAUAUUUGCAUUCUG
Molecule: messenger RNA, 1093 nt
Organism: Archocentrus centrarchus (flier cichlid)
Lineage: Eukaryota; Metazoa; Chordata; Actinopteri; Cichliformes; Cichlidae
Gene: tmem86b
Product: transmembrane protein 86B
Exons: 3
Coding region: 159-905 (248 amino acids)
Cellular component (GO): membrane
Molecular function (GO): hydrolase activity
Source: RefSeq, a predicted model, not a curated record